AUGGUGUUCAACGUGCCCGAUGGUGGCCUGUCGUUGGAUAGCUCAGCCAGGGCCAUGGCUGGGCUUCCGGCGCAGGCCUUCGGAAUUACAUUGAGCAAUAGUGUCAUCGAAGACAUGAUUGCUUGUGUUCAAAAUGGAGGGGAUAUUGAGCUAUCCGAUCAUGAAGUCAAAAUUCCAAACUCUCCCGAUUCUUACGAUUACGAUCUGUACUAUUCCGACGCAGUUUCUCCAAGAUCGCUCAAGAAGCUACCAAAUCCUGCAAUGGGUGUCUUCAUGCCCCCACGGGUCUCUAGACCUGCCGCCAAGAAGCUGGCUUCGAAAGCUCCAGUCCAAAAGACAAGCUCCAGCAAUACGACUCCAAUUUCAAGCAACGAGGCCGACGAUGCUAUUGCCAACCUCAAAAGCUCACUGGCCCGGAAGGAAGCAGAGAAGAAUACGUAUGGACACACUACCGCCGACUACUUGGAGGGCUGUGAUACUAACUUGGAAGACAGUGCUGUUGUGGUCAGUGGGUUGAUGAACUCGAAAGGCAAGGUCAAACCCCCCAAUCGGUUGCUCGACAACGCGUCCCCCAGGUCUCUUCCGCCAAGUCCUGCGCUCAGCGGAGUUCGAUCACCCUCUCUCGCACCAGGCGGCUCUGCCCUUGAUCAAGUCAAGCAACAUACAUUCCCAAUCAUUCACCAGUUGGCGGUAUCGGAGCAGAGCUUCGAGGACCUUUUUGCGCAGUGGAAUGAGGGCAGCGAAGACGAGUUCAGAGUCGCGCUGGACAAGGUUGCCGAUUUCGACAACAACAUCCAGAAAUGGACUCUGAGAAAGCGAUACUGGAAGGAACUGGACGUCUUCGAGUACGAUUAUGCCAAGGAGGAAGACCGACAAACAGCCAUCAACAAUGCGGUGAAGCAGUUCGAUCGUAUGCGAGUUGGAGUUACCGACCCUAUCUGGCAAAAGCUUCUACCGGUGGCGGAGCGCGGAAAGGGGAUAUGCCUGAGCAAACUGCAAGCCAAUUUCGCCAAAGGCCCGACAGUCCCGAAACCAAAGCCGGACGGAGCCAACGGAAGCGGAUCAGAGAGAGAGGACGCUGCGGUCUUGAAGAAAGGAAAAGGAGGCGAGCCCAUGUCAAGAUCAAGCUCCCAAGCUUCAGCUGCUGGCAAGAAGAAGCCCUCGGCAUCGGAGGCCCAAGCGAAGCGUCUCACAUCCACUACCAAGAAGACCGCACCCGCCAAAGCAUCGACGAAAGCAUCUCCGACCAAGCCUCAAGCCAAGGCGGCAGCCAGCAAGGGCGGGCGAGGACCUCUUUCCGAAGAAUUUGUGAAGGACUCGGACAGCGAGGAGGAGCCUUUGGCUAAAUCCAAAGCUGUAGCUGUCGUAGCUCCCAGGCCAGUCAAGGCUGCUCCUGCCCCGGCCGUGAAGUCAAAGGCGGCCGCCGCUGCCAAGACGGUACCCAAGGAAACCGAGAAGGACACCAUCCGAGCCGAAGUUGUCGCAAAGCCAACCAAGGCCAUCAAGCCUGCGGCGAAGCGACCACGCGAUGCCGACGAGGACGACAGCUCAAGCUCAGGUACGCCGCUCAGCAAGCGCGUCAAGGCUGGCAGCAAGGCACCCACCACGGGUGCCAACUCGACGAAGCCACGGACCGUUUCGGACGCCAGCCAGAACGGUCGUCCAAGCUCCUCGGCGCCCAAGGCGAAGAACACUUCGCCGACCAAGUCGUCGCCUCUGGCGACCCCACCACAGAAUGCGUCCGAGGUGGAGCAGGAGCGCCUGGCUCGUGCCAGGUCCGCCGAGCGAGAAAGGGAGCGCGAGCAAGCGCAAAUCCAAGCGCUGAAGAGGGACCGGGAGCGCGAGCGGGAACGUGAACGCGAACGGGUCGAGAAGGAACGGGAACGCGAGCGCAACCGCGAGAGGGCCGAAAAGGAGCGUGAGCGUGGCCGCGGCGAGAGAGCCAGAGAGCUGGGACGAGACCGGCCUCGGGCCCGCGAGCCGAGCCGGGACACCAUCAUCAGCAGUGCCAGCAGCAAUGCCGACAGCACGAUUGGCGUCCCGGUUGUUGGCAGGAAGAGGCCGGCGCCGAUGGACUCGUACUCGGAGAACCACCACCAUGCGGCGAAGCGGAUGCGGGUGUCGGCCGAGGUACUGACCAAGGCGCAGGAGUUCAAGCUGGCGUACCAGCGGUACUUGCAGCUGCAUGAGGAGCUCAACGGGUGGGAUUCCCCGCCAGAGUCGAAACUGCACGAUUUUGUCGAGAUGCACGAUCGGUUGCAGAGGAUGAAGAGGGCUAUUUAUCAGGAUGUUGGGGAGGGUUGA
Messenger RNA from Podospora anserina S mat+, 2304 nucleotides. RefSeq lists its product as uncharacterized. Bases 1 to 2304 code for a protein of 767 amino acids. The record is from RefSeq and is a predicted model, not a curated record. NCBI's taxonomy places the organism in Eukaryota, Fungi, Ascomycota, Sordariomycetes, Sordariales, Podosporaceae. The transcript is spliced from 2 exons.